AUGAACACAACAGAUCUUGCUCUGGAUUUAAUCGGGCGUUGCCCAAGUUUGACACUUGCUCUUGACGACCGCGACGAGUCCCCCUUCUUAGCUUUGGCUUCUAUGCCCCACGCAUUUCCGAGUGGAAAUCGGCUCGUGUGGUGGAAACAAUGGAUCUAUUCCCGUAUACGCAUUAAUGAUCCAUCGGAUCCUUCCACCAGUGAAACUCGUCUGGGCAUUCCCAACGACGUUGAAAAUGGCCGCCAACUGCCAGCAGUACUGUUGCGCCAUCUAGUUUCAAUUGUCUGCAACUUCCUGGGAACCAAGCAAUUAUAUGAAAUGAAGAAGAACCAUGUCCAAUCCAAGAAACUUCUUUCCGACAUGUGUAAGGUGAUAUCAAUAUCCAAUACUAGACAACUUACAAGUGGUCGGGUCUAUGAUGCAAUCAACCGUGCUGUUAAGAAUGGGAUUUUCGAGUUUGUUUCUACGAUAGUGAGUAUGGAUUCAAGAUUUUUGGAGAUUGAAGAUAGAAAUUCGAGGAACAUAUUUAUGCUUGCUGUUCUAUAUCGACAAUCUAAUAUCUUUAGCCUUAUAUAUGGGCUUGAUAUGAAGAACACGUUGACAUCUUAUGAAGAUCUCAACGAGGAUAACAUGUUACAUAUGGCAGGAAUAAUAGAAGAUUCCACUAGACUUAAUCGAAGUUCUGGUGCAGCUUUACAAAUGCAGAGAGAGUUACAAUGGUAUGAGGAGGUGAAGAGAAUUGUCAAUCCCAAGAUUAAAGAAGGUACUAACAAAGAUGCUUUAACUCCACGACAACUGUUUACGAAGAACCAUGAGAACAUGAUGGAAAAGGGAGAGAAAUGGAUGAAGGACACAGCAUCGUCAUGUACAGUGGUGGGUGCUCUGAUUGUUACCAUCAUGUUCGCUGUAGCUUUUACCGUUCCAGGUGGUAACGACCAAACUACAGGCUUUCCAAUAUUCUUAAAGAAAAAAUUGUUUAUGCUCUUUCUAAUAUCCGAUGCAUUGUCCCUUUUUGGUUCCUCAACUUCAGUCUUAAUGUUUUUGGGAAUUCUCACAUCACGCUAUGCAGAAGAAGAUUUUCUUGAGUAUUUGCCAAGGCAGAUGAUAAUAGGCCUUUUCACCCUCUUUUGCUCUAUUGCGACAAUGAUGAUAGCAUUUUCUGCUGCUCUUUUAAUCAUACUACAUGGGAAAUUAUGGAUUGCAAUUCCUCUCGUUUGUUUCGCUGGUGUUCCGGUCACCUUCUUCAUAUGGAUUCAAUUCCCUAUUCUUAAAGAUAUGAUCAUUUCAACGUAUGGAUCAGGCAUCUUUGACAAAAAAGAUGAAACGUUAAUUAAUGUACGUAAUUGAUCCACUGUGUUUUAAUUAUGGUGCUAAUUGAUAGGAGAUCAUGUAUAUUUGUUGCAUGAAUUAUUGGCAUAUCAGCCAAAAGGGAAGAUUUGUUGCCUUUUGCUGGACCGAUAAAUGAGGGAUUUUCAACAGGUUUA
Messenger RNA from Juglans microcarpa x Juglans regia, 1484 nucleotides. RefSeq lists its product as uncharacterized. The transcript is spliced from 5 exons. The record is from RefSeq and is a predicted model, not a curated record. NCBI's taxonomy places the organism in Eukaryota, Viridiplantae, Streptophyta, Magnoliopsida, Fagales, Juglandaceae. Bases 1 to 1347 code for a protein of 448 amino acids.